Molecule: messenger RNA, 3692 nt
Organism: Micropterus salmoides (largemouth bass)
Lineage: Eukaryota; Metazoa; Chordata; Actinopteri; Centrarchiformes; Centrarchidae
Product: tyrosine-protein phosphatase non-receptor type 7-like
Exons: 13
Coding region: 459-1763 (434 amino acids)
Biological process (GO): protein dephosphorylation
Molecular function (GO): protein tyrosine phosphatase activity
Source: RefSeq, a predicted model, not a curated record
AACCUUGGAUGAGGGGAAUAGAAAGUGUAUGUGUGUGCGAAAAAUGUGUGUGCAUGUGUGUGUGUUUGUGUGGUAAUGAGAGAGUGGGUGGGUGUAGAAAAGGAAGUGGCAGAGAAGAAGGUAGACAAAAAAAACAAAAAAAAUAAAACCGUCAGAAAGCAACUGAUGAGACAGAAAAAGGAAGACGAGCGAAGCGCGACGAGGACCGAAAAGGAGAAGGCACGAGGGGGAAGACGCAGUUUAGGAAAAGACCGGGAGGAAGACGAAACACCAACAGGUCUCUCUCUCGCUCUCUCUCUACCUGAACACUUGGAAUCAGGGUGAGCAGGAGCUCCAGUAUCAGACGAGGAUUCACACCUUACUGACCUGAAUUACACAAAAACAGAAUGGCUGUCAAACAUCUGUGUGACGUUGAGAUGAACAGCUAAGACUAACUCAAAUACACACACACACACACCAUGAGUAUGCCGUUUGCAGUGAGCUCAGCCUCCCCUACUGCUGAGGACCCGAUCACGCCUCCGCCCAUGACCACACCUCCUCGCAAAGCCUCGGUCCGCCUGCAGGAGAGGCGGGGGUCCAACCUGUCUCUGCUACUGGACGUGAGCAGCCUGGGGGUGGAGCCUGUUUGUUCCGUUACCACCCCAAAGGAGGUGUGGCUUCAGCUGCUACACACCUCCUCGAGAACACUCACGCACACGAUGCUGCAGCAGGCCGCCGUGGACACAAAGACACUGAAUGUAGAGUACCAGAAGAUACCUCCUAACUUUGUGAGCGCUGCAGAGCUUGAUGUGCCAGGACACAUGAUCAAAGACAGAUACAAAACCAUCCUACCCAACACUGAGAGCCGGGUGAUCCUGAGGAGCCCAGAGGAAGAGGCGGGGCCAGACGGCUACAUCAACGCCAACUACAUCAGGGGUUACAAAGGAGCUCCCAGGGCCUACAUCGCCACCCAGGGGCCGAUGCUGCACACUGUGGGGGACUUCUGGGACAUGGUGUGGCAGGAGAGGAGCAGCAUCAUCGUCAUGGUUACCCGACUCAAGGAGAACAACGAGAAAUGCGAGCUGUACUGGCCACAGCCGGGGGAGAGGAGGAAGAGGAGGAGGAGCAGGACGUUGAAGGAGGAGCAGGAGGACGAAGAGGAGCAGAAGGAGGAAGAGGAGGAGGAAGGAGAUACAGGCCAAUUCGGCAGAUUCAUCCUGAGAGUGAGAGACAGCCAAGAGAAAGACGGGUUCACUGUCACUGACCUGGAGAUCCAGCUGUGUGCAGAGCGCCGUCACGUCAGACACUACUGGUUCACCUCUUGGCCCGACCACCACAUCCCACAAUGCACCGCUCCUCUGCUGAGACUGGUCGAGGAGGUGGAGACGUACAGGAGGUCCCUCUUACCGCCCAGCUCUCAGCCAAUCACAGACACCCCUGCCCCAGGUCCUGGACCAGUCAUCGUCCACUGCAGUGCAGGUAUCGGGAGGACAGGUUGUUUUAUAGUCUGCAGUAUUUGCUGUCAGCAGCUCAGAGAAACCGGUCAGGUUGACAUCCUGGAGACGGUGUGUCAGCUUCGACUCGACAGAGGUGGUAUGAUCCAAACCACAGAGCAGUACCAGUUCCUGUACUCCACACUGGCCCAGUACAGCUCCCAGCUACAACACAGCCAGGAACAGAACCAGCCGGUCACAGUGACGCAGGACCAGCAGAAUCCAGAGGACCAAGUCAGCACACAGCUACAGAACCUCCAGCUAGACAACACACAGAAUGGGAAGAACUGAUACAGCACCUGGAGAACCAGUCCACAAGGCCAAGUAGACAGCUAAAGAAAUCUCGGAGACCAACAGAAUGCACAAGAAAUAUUAUUAACAGAACCAGAAAGAUGGAAGCAAGAGAAGAGGCGUAACUUAAAGAACUGAUGCACUCACAGAUGGAGAAUUUGGGGAACCAGCAGUAUCAGAACUGUCAGGACCCUAACCCCGAACCCUAAAACAACUGGAUCUUUUGGUCCAGUUCACUGCAUACAGCUAAGAACCCAGAGCAUCAUGUUCAUGCUGGGCUGAAAAUCUCCCUAACCGUUCACAAGGGGCCUGAACCCGGAGAAUCAAAUAGAAAAUAACAAAUGGAUAAUGUAUUUUCCCCAAUUUUAAUCUCAAAUCAAAUCAAAUCAAUUAAAAACAGGAUGAAUCUUUGAUGCGGUCAAAGUGGUUUUGUCUUGUGGCUCGCUUCAUAUGUUUAAAUAAGGACGCAAAUUUUUCUCUUAAAGAUCUAAUAUAUAUAAAGUUUGUUAGAUAUAAUGUUCUUUAUUUAUUUAAUACUUUUAGGCUCUGGCCUCUGGGCCCCCGACCCCCUGAGGCCGUGCCCAGUCAGCCUGUCCAGUAAUCCAUCUUUGGCUGCAGUCUUGCCAACGAGAGACUCGCAGGGGAUGGGACGUAUGUCGAUGAUGGACCAUAACAGGAAUAUAUUGGGCCCCUGAGACCUGACCCACCACCGGUACAAUGUGGUUUCUGAUACUUAAUUUCCCUUAUUAGUUUGUGUUUCCAAAACAUGGUGGUUAUGGUCAGGUCGGUACUUCAGAAAAAGCUGAGUGAGUGUUACCUAUAGGAAUAUUUUGUCACUUUUGUUUUAAAACAAGCUUAAAAAUCCAAGACAAGAUGAAAAAACUAGCCACACACGUGAUUCUCCGUCCCAUAAUCCCCAGAGCCCUCAAACCCAACCAGUAUGCUCAUACUGGAAUAAUACCCUACCCCAGUUUGCAGUGAGGCAGUUAGUUGGUGAGGAAUAAAUUAAGCACAAAGAAAAAUGCACCAUGUUAGCAUAAUGUGAAGUGAAAUAUUUAAAGGCCCCUGACAAAAACAGGGCCUCAAAAUCAGGUAGAAAUGCUGCAGCCUCUUGUCAUUUCAGGCGUACUGUGUUUUAGCAUACUAACAAGUUUGUAAUCAAAUUUUCACUAAUUGCUUAGAGACAGCCUUUUGGGAACCCGAGGGCUGUUGCUUGGUUUGUCCGGUUGAUAAUCCAGCCUUGCCAGACGGGAGUCCUGUACAGUUCCAGUUUGCAGUCUGUAACAUAAUAGAAGACCCAGGACAGGACCAGUACCCCCUGCUGGCCAGUAUAGGUAUAGCACAGCACACACCAGGGUACAGAAGCUAGUUCACCUGGGUCCCCACCUGCUCUGAACAGCUCAUUGGCACAGGAGCACUUACUUUCCUAUUUUACACACAGCUGCAGAGUGUUGGUGCACAUUGUCGUAAUUGAUUGAUUGAAUUACCUUGUAAUUGAGCUUUGAGGCAGACCUAAGUGGUCCAAGAAACAGGUGAACCGGCGACAGGGUCAUGGACCGCCAAGACUCAUUGAUGCACGUGGGGAGCGAAGGCUGGCCCAGCUGUGGGUCAAACAGCUGAAGAAGUUGAUGCUGGUUCUGAUAGAAAGUUUUCAGAACACACAGAGGAGACGCAGUGGAGUCAAGGCCUUGACGGGUCAGGGGGGGGUUGGCUGCAAAAUGGUCAUAAUGUUAUGGCUGAUAGGUGUAAGUGCAAAAACAUGUGUAUGGUUGCAAAUACUGAUUGUCUUUAUUAGUGCCAAUUUGCCAAGUAAAAAGGUUUAUAAUAAGAGGGGUGUGGGUUUGAAAGAAUGGUUAAAGGUCAUUUUCAGAGGCAACUGUAAAACAGAUGGUUCAACAAAUAAAACUGUGGUUAACUUCUGACGUGUGA